Messenger RNA from Beta vulgaris subsp. vulgaris (sugar beet), 3658 nucleotides. RefSeq names its product auxin response factor 8. Gene Ontology annotation, biological process: regulation of DNA-templated transcription; response to hormone. Gene Ontology annotation, cellular component: nucleus. Lineage: Eukaryota; Viridiplantae; Streptophyta; Magnoliopsida; Caryophyllales; Amaranthaceae. Gene Ontology annotation, molecular function: DNA binding; protein binding. The record is from RefSeq and is a predicted model, not a curated record. The transcript has 13 exons. Bases 715 to 3291 code for a protein of 858 amino acids.
GUAAAAAACUUUAAAAAAUAUCCCAUUUCUUUCUUUCUUUGUUUCUCUAAACUCCUCUUUCUCUCUUGUUCUUCUUCAUCCUUUUGCUGCUCUCCUAUUUUCUCUCUCCUCUGCUCUUACUCUGCUGCCUGCCCAGGUCUACUUCUGGUCGGGUGGUUGCUUAUUACCUCAACUUUCUCUCUCCUCACUUUUAGCUUGUUCUUGUUUACUCCAAAAAUCCCAAAAAAAGGGAGCUUUUAUUUUUAUUUUUAUGGGGGUUUCAUUUCAUUUCAUUAUGUCUUGAAACUCGUGCUUUUAGAAAAAAAAUUUCACUUGUGUUGAGCUCCUUUUGAAAGUUUGGAUUUUUAAGUAAUCACUGCUAUUAUUGGUAAAAUAUAUAGGAAAAAGUUGGUUUUUUUUUUUUUUUGAGGUGGGUGUUUGGGAAAAUGGUUUAGGAGGGGUUUUGAAGGUGUGAAUUUAUGUGGGUGUGGUUUAGUUUUGUGAAAUGUGGGGUGAUUGACCCUUUUUGGGUGGAUUUUUUGAGUGUGGGUUGUAAUUUGAAGUGUGUUAGGGAGAACUAAUGAAGGAAUGGAAUGUGGUAAUUAGCAGGAAAAGGGUUUUUAUGGGAAGUAAGGGUUUUGAAUUAUUGGAUAUGUUUAAGUGGGAGAUUAUUAAGUUGCAUAUUAGUAAGGAUUGUUUAAGCUAGCUUUUACCCAGAAUAGCAAAAAGUGGGAUAUGAAGCUUUCAACAUCAGGAUUGGGUCAGCAAGGGCAUGAAGGGGGUGAGAAGAAGUGUCUGAAUUCUGAACUAUGGCAUGCUUGUGCUGGCCCACUUGUGUGUUUACCGACUGCCGGAAGCCGCGUGGUUUACUUUCCUCAGGGUCAUAGUGAGCAGGUUGCUGCCACUACCAAUAGAGAUAUCGAUGGCCAGAUACCAAAUUACCCCAGUUUGCCUCCUCAGUUGAUCUGCCAGCUUCACAAUGUCACAAUGCAUGCUGAUGUUGAGACAGAUGAAGUGUAUGCCCAAAUGACUUUGCAGCCAUUGAGUCCGCAAGAACAAAAGGAUAUUUAUCUUCCUGCUGAUUUUGGGAUCCCAAGCAGGCAGCCAACCAAUUACUUUUGCAAGACAUUGACAGCUAGUGACACCAGUACUCAUGGAGGAUUUUCUGUUCCUCGCCGUGCAGCUGAGAAAGUUUUUCCUCCACUGGACUACUCUCAGCAGCCACCUGCUCAGGAGCUGGUUGCUAGGGAUCUGCAUGAUGUUGAGUGGAAGUUUAGACAUAUAUUUAGAGGACAGCCCAAAAGGCACCUACUUACUACAGGGUGGAGUGUCUUUGUCAGUGCUAAAAGACUCGUUGCUGGAGAUUCUGUGCUGUUCAUAUGGAAUGAGAAGAAUCAACUUCUUUUGGGAAUUCGCCGGGCCACUCGGCCUCAAACUGUGAUGCCUUCAUCUGUUUUAUCAAGUGACAGUAUGCAUAUAGGACUUCUAGCAGCUGCAGCUCAUGCUGCUAAUACUAAUAGUUGUUUUACUGUUUUUUUUAACCCACGGUCAGUAUCAUACAAGCUCUGUUUUUUAACUCUUGUUUUUUUCCUGGUCUUAGUUCGCCUGAGUAUUUUCUCUCUGUUCUGUACGUCUUCUUUUCUUUUUCCCUUCAUUCUCAUCAUAUUUAUAAAUGUGUUCAGGGCAAGCCCAUCUGAGUUCGUCAUACCUUUGUCGAAAUAUGUUAAAGCUGUUUAUCACACACGUGUUUCUGUGGGGAUGCGAUUUCGUAUGCUGUUUGAGACUGAAGAAUCAAGUGUUCGGAGAUACAUGGGUACAAUUACUGGAAUUAGUGACUUAGAUACUGUUCGUUGGCCAAAUUCUCAUUGGAGAUCAGUGAAGGUUGGUUGGGAUGAGUCAACUGCUGGUGAAAGACAACCACGAGUGUCACUAUGGGAAAUUGAGCCAUUGACAACCUUUCCCAUGUAUCCAUCUCUCUUCCCACUCAGGCUCAAAAGACCUUGGCAUGCUGGUACUUCAUCAUUGUCAGAUAAUAUAGAUGAUGCUGCGAACAGUUUAAUGUGGUUGAGAGGACAAGGCGGGGAACAAGGUCUUAAUUCUGUCAAUUUUCAAUCCCUAGGAAUGUAUCCGUGGAUGCAGACCAGAGUCGACAGUUUGCUUCCACUUAGCAAUCAGAAUCAGCAGUAUCAAGCCUUGUUAUCAUCCGGUUUUCAGAAUCUAAGAGGCGGUGAUAUUAUAAAUCCCCAGAUGAUGCAGUUUCAACAACCUAUGCAAUAUCUUCAACAGUCAAACAGUCAAAUUCCUAUGUUGCAACAGCAGCAGCAAUUGAUUCAUCCUUCAAUCGCCCAACAGCUUUUGCAAGGCCAGUCUCAAGUUUCCAAGGAUAACCUUCCUCAGCGUGUUCUCCCGCAGGAGUACUUCAAACAUAACGAGGGACUAGCAAACCAGCAGUUAUGUAGUCCUGAAGCUUUUUCACUUCCGAAUAAUGAAGUACAAAGUAGGCAGCAACUUAGUAUGUCAUCUUCACAUGGAAAACCAGAUUCCAAUGCUGCAAAUGCUGAGCUUUCGAGUUCUACUCACUCAUCUAUGCAAAACAUGCUGUCUUCCGCUCGUACUGAAGGGAUUGGUAACUUGUCUGACAUUUCGAAUGUAAAUCACACAUUGUUAAAUGAACAAACUUCUCAACAUCCCUUGGUAUCACUGAAUUCAUAUACACCCAUUAAUGCCUUUGGCGAUGCUGUUUCAUUACCACCGUACCCCGGAAAAGAUGCUUCCUUGGAGACUGGAAACUGUAGCUUAGAUGUGCAGAACCACAAUGUAUUUGGAGCUAAUCUUGAUUCUUCUGGGUUGGUAUUGCCAAUGACAAUGCCAACCAAUUAUCGGGCUUCUUCAAAUGAUACAGAUCUAUGCUCAAUACCAUCAGGUGCUUCUGGGUUUCACAACUCAAUGUACGGUUGUAACAGCAACUCCCCUGAGUUGCACAGUGAAGGGCAGGGUGACCUGCAAAACCCAACAAGAACGUAUGUUAAGGUGUAUAAAUCAGGAUCAGUUGGGCGUUCGUUAGACAUUUCCCGGUUCAGCAGCUAUCAUGAGCUGCGUGAGGAGCUGGGUCAGAUGUUUGGAAUUGAGGGAAUGCUCGAUGACCCUCUGAGAUCAGGCUGGCAGCUUGUAUUUGUCGACAGGGAGAACGAUGUGCUUCUCCUUGGAGACGACCCAUGGGAGGCAUUUGUGUAUAAUGUCUCUUAUAUUAAAAUACUUUCACCUGAGGAUGUUCAGAAGCUGGGGAAGCACGGAACUGAGACGUACUCAUAAUUUGCUCUUAGAAUGUUGCAGAUUGAUGUCACAGUAUAGACAUUGUUUCCACGUCUACCCUCUUCGAUAUAUCAAGCAAGUGAAGAUAAAAUGUUCUUAGUAUUUUCCUUACAGCAUGUCUGAGUACUAACUCAGCCUCUGGAGGCUUCAUGCCUCUAAUAUUAAACAACAAAUUAGUAGUUUUUGUUCAAAUACACAUUUUGUAGCUCACCUGAAGUUUAUAAUUCUGAGCUCUUGCAGGAUUUAUGUAGCUUGUGUCUUAAUUCCUAGUCAUUUGGGUAAGAGAGAUUUCCUUAGUUAACUUCUUAGACAAUUGGUCAUGAAAUUGUGGUUAUGAUAUUAGAAGUUGAGAAGACUAUUGCUAUCA